Mizuhopecten yessoensis (Yesso scallop) is the source of this 3394-nucleotide messenger RNA. Its product is annotated as protein Red-like. The coding region runs from base 97 to 2064 and encodes 655 amino acids. Gene Ontology annotation, biological process: mRNA splicing, via spliceosome. The record is from RefSeq and is a predicted model, not a curated record. Gene Ontology annotation, cellular component: nucleus. The transcript is spliced from 18 exons. NCBI's taxonomy places the organism in Eukaryota, Metazoa, Mollusca, Bivalvia, Pectinida, Pectinidae.
AGCACAUGCGCCGUUAUGUAUUCCGGUACCAACUUCCGGAAAGAGAUUUUGCUGUAUUUCAUGUUGCGACUGCAGUAAUUCUUCAGAGAUUGCAAGAUGCCUGAACGGGAAACAGAAGUCUUUUCCAACCCCCUUCCACCAACAGACUUCCAAAUAGACGAUGAGGAUGACGAAGGCCAUGCUCUUACAAAUGAUGAUUUUAGGAAAAUGCUCAUGACCCCGAGGGCUCCUCCUUCGGGGUCAAUACCACACAGCAGCAGCAGCAGCUCCAGCAGCUCGAGAUUACCUAAAAUCCCAUUACCAACAAGACCAGAGGAAGAUGAUGAUGAUCCAGCUACAAAAAGACGGAAAAAGAAAAGUUACUACGCAAAACUCAAACGGUUGGAAGAAGAACGCCAGAAGGAACUGGAGGAAAAAUACAGAGACAGGGCAAGAGAGAGGCGAGAUGGCUUUAACCGUGAUUAUGCCGAGACAGAGAUCAUCAGUACCACUGCAGAUUAUCGGGCCGUGGCACCAGAUGCAAAGGCUGGUGAGAACUAUGCAGAGAGAAGAAAACAGCUGAUCCAAGAGUCCAAAUAUCUGGGAGGUGACAUGGAACACACCCAUUUGGUGAAAGGCUUGGAUUUUGCCUUGUUGGAAAAGGUGAGGGCUGAGAUUCACAGUAAGGAGCGUGAGGAUGAGGAAGUCAUGGAAAUGAUUGUGUCCCAGCCUCCCAGUUCACAAGCAGCAGCUCCAGCCCAGACUGACGCCCCAGCUCAGGCACAAGCCCCAGCCUCUGUACCAGCUGCCCUCGUACCUCCAGUACCCAAGAAAGAAGAUAAAGAGGAUCCAGAAAACCAAAUACAAUUCAAGACAAAGAUGGGAAGAAACGUUUACAGAAUAUUGUUUAAAAACAAGCUACCCGAGAGGAAUGAGUUGUUCUUGCCCCGGCGCAUGGCUUAUGUUGUGGAUCUUGAGGAUGAAUAUGCAGAUUUGGAUGUCCCCACAACAACCAUCAGAAGCAAGGCUGACUGUCCAAGUUUAGAGGCCACCACAACUCUGACCACAAACGACAUUGUCAUCAACAAGCUCACUCAGAUCCUGUCCUACCUUAGACAGGGCCGCAGGGAGAGCAAGAAACUCAAGAAAAAGGAAAAAGGGAAGUUGAAAGAGGAAGAUAAACCAAAGGAGAAACUGCCUGGGGCUGAUGACAAUAUAUAUGCUGAUGCUGGCGACUAUUUGCCAAGUGUUUCCAAGUCCAAGGAUAGGAAAGACAGGCGAGAUCGAGGCCGGGAGGAUGAACGUGAGACCCGAAGAGACCGUGAAUACCGUGAUAGAGACAGGGACAGGGAGCGUAAUCGUGACCGUGACCAAGGGAGGGACCAGGGUAGGGACCGGGACAGGGACCGCCGUGACAGAGGAGACAGAGGGGAUAGGGGUGACAGAGAGAGGGAGCGAGACCGAGGACGAGACCGUGAAAGGGAGUCGCACCGUGACCGUGACCACAAUGCGCACAGAGGAGAGAAAGAUGAGAGAAAGAAGAAAUCAUAUUUUGAAAAACCGUCUGAGGAGGAUGAGGAAAAAGUUAUGCCUGUGACAGCCACAGAGAUGGUUAAGACCAUUAAUGACAGGUUCAAGAGUUAUGCUGAAAUUGAGGAGGAAAAAGCAUCGGCUGAUGCAAAGAAUGCUGAGUCGUGGAUGAAGAAGUUGAAGGCAAAAGUCGGAGUGGACAGUUAUGCAGAGUGUUAUCCUGGCAUGGAGGAAGCAGCAGAUGCGUUUGGUGACUCUGACGACGAGGUUGACUACAGUAAGAUGGACCAGGGAAACAAGAAGGGACCCAUUGGGCGCUGGGACUUUGACACCCAGGAAGAGUAUAGCGACUACAUGGCCAACAAAGAGGCCCUCCCCAAGGCUGCUUUCCAGUAUGGGGUCAAAAUGGCAGAUGGCCGAAAGACGAGACGAGCUGGACCAAAGGAUGAGAAGGCUCAGCUAGACAGACAAUGGCAGAAGAUCCAGAAUAUUUUACAGAAAAGAAAAACAGGGGAAGCUGGGCAUGAUGUAGAACACAAGAAGAAAAAACACUGAAAUGAUCUGGACAUUUUGUGUAUAGUGAUUUAACAACACAAGACGGAAAAACAAUUAAAGACUAACCAGAAAUCUGUAUAAAAAAGUCAUUGUGUAUCAUGACAUUUGAAAAAGGACCGUCAUGGUGAAACUGAUUAUGUGAGAAAGAACUUAUCUAAAUGUUCAUAUGGAAAUAUUAUUUAAACUUGCAUAUACUUGGAGGAAACUUUUGGAACUUCCGUUCUGACCUCAGAAUUACAUAUAUGGUAAUUUGGUAUAAACAAUAGGCACACCUCAUGUGUUGUAUGAUAUUACCCCUGUGGUUUUAAAUUUCUUUGUCAUCAAGCUUAAGGUACAUUGUAACUAUUAGUACUGUAUGACAGUUUGAUGGUAUGCACAUAUUGACCCUGGCUGAUGGGCAGGGCCAAAAGGUGUCAAAUUGAUUCAAAUUUCAAAAGUCUUCUUUUCGACACCAGAAAUGGAAGAGUGUAGGCAAUGAUUCAUUGUAUUUCUGCUUUUAAAUUAUACCAGUAAGUUGAUAACUCAAUGGGUAAUGAGAAAAUUUAUAAAAUAAAUCCAGAGUGUUAAGGAACAAUGUAACUGUUGACUGCUGAACAACAUACAGUUGUAGCUUGUCACUAUGUACUAUGUAUCAUAUUCAAUGCUUUCAUGGUUUCUCUACCAAUAUAUUUGAGGAUUCUGUACCACUGCUCCAGCAUGACUAUAGAUUUGAUAACAUGUUUCAAAACUUAUUUGAAAAAUGAAAUAAAGAUUCCAUGAAACAAAACAAAAUCAACAAACAGCUGUGUUCCAAGAAGUAUAAUGCCAGGGGGCAUGACCAGGAUUUGAACAUUGGGCUUCUGAUUAUAUAAUAAUGUUGCUCUUAACCAAAUGAGUUGCCUGGUCAAAUGUAUAACCAAGUAGCGCUACAGUUAUAACCAAAACGAAAUUAAGGGAAGGUUACUGUAUGUGCAAAAAAAAAUACUGUGAAAUUCGCAAGUGUUUCGUUUGCAGUGAUGCAUGGAUUCCUAAAAUAACUGCUACACUUAAUUCUUAAAAUUAUGUGUUGGUAAAAUGGGAAUUUCUGAAUAAUGAAAGCGACAUUUUUUUUGAAAGAUGUUUUGAUGUCGUUUGAAACAAAGACGAAUUUAAGUAAAAUUAAUUAAACAAUUUCCAAUGUUUCUCACCUGAAGGUUGAUUGAGAUUGUAACUGAAGGAGGUCCCGAGGACUGAACCUCAAGUUUUGUUGUCAGUGGAUUGAUAAUGUCAUUGAGUUUGCAGGUAAAGGACUCCUGUUAUAGAAUUUAUGAUAAACAUUAUUGGAACAAAAUAAAUGUCUGAUAAAUACCAA